AUGCCAGAGACACGUCGCGCAUCGCAUCAGAGCAAAGUCCAGUGGCUCGAAGAAUACCAAAAAGCCGCGCUGGUCAACAAAGCACUCGGCGCGGGACAAGAAGCAGAGCGCAUGAGACGAACCACCCACAAUCGCAACAGCAGAUUCUUCCAGCUCUCAGGUGAGAUCCGCAAUCGCAUCUACGAACUUACUUUCUCUCGCCGCACGCCAGUCAACUCCAGCAGCAGACUCUUCUGGCACUUCCCGGGCCUCGUCGAGGCGUGCAGACAGAGCUACAUCGAAGGUCUCGAUAUCUGGUACAGCUGUACCGACUUCUACGUGAGGGAUACGCCACGGCUGCCGUCGUGGCUGCGCAGCCUGUCAGUCGAGAAGGCGAACCUCAUCACGAGCAUUCACCACACAGGUGUGAAGAAGAGUGGACGGCAUGCGACAUACACUGGCCAGCAAUUUCUCGACAGGAUGGCCAGGCUCCGAGUGGAGAUGGCGUCAGAAGGGAUCAUUAUUGGGGAGGGCGUCAUCAAGGCCCCAGUGGACAUCGGCCGAAUGGUGUGGACUUCGAGUCCGGAUAGGCAUCGCCGUAUGCCGACCUGGGAUUGGAACAUGACGGACGACUUGACGGAUGAGGACGAUGACCAGUAG
Molecule: messenger RNA, 639 nt
Organism: Fulvia fulva
Lineage: Eukaryota; Fungi; Ascomycota; Dothideomycetes; Mycosphaerellales; Mycosphaerellaceae
Exons: 2
Coding region: 1-639 (212 amino acids)
Source: RefSeq, a predicted model, not a curated record